Messenger RNA from Plectropomus leopardus (leopard coralgrouper), 2424 nucleotides. Its product is annotated as sushi domain-containing protein 2-like. The record is from RefSeq and is a predicted model, not a curated record. NCBI's taxonomy places the organism in Eukaryota, Metazoa, Chordata, Actinopteri, Perciformes, Serranidae.
CACUCUGUCAUGAUGGAAAAGUUCACAGCAGUACUAUAUGUCCUUUUGGUCUCAUGCAUCUGCAGGACAUCAGGGCAGACAUGUGAAGGAAACUGUGGGGAAAAAUUGGACUCAUGUUCAUGCCAUGCGACAUGUGAGUCUCUGAAGAACUGCUGUACAGACUAUGAAGAGUACUGCGUGGACGUCUCUCCAUAUUCAGGGUCCAUUUUGGGUGGGAUGGAUUUUAUUGUCCUUGACGCGAGUUUCAAUGAGAGUUCAGAGAUUAUAUGCAGGUUCAAUGCUGACAUCUACACUGUGGGGUAUGUGGAUGAACACAGUAGAGGCCAUUGUAUCUCCCCACUAUUGUAUGAGACAGGAUGGGUUCCCCUGCACAUCUCCUCUGAUAAUGGCACUACGUUCAGUAGAUUUGGAGCCUGGCUCUCAGUACAUACUGGAAAGUUAGACGCUAAAUUUAAGGCGACUCUGGUCAACUCAACAAAAUGGCAGUACUAUGGUACACCUAAUGUUGGAGGCACUCUUGAGGUGACGUGGAAUACCUCUUUGGUCAGAGCGGAGAGGGUAAAUAUAGAGCUCUGGGGAUACAGGGAGACAGGAGAACCCUAUUCAGACAACUGGAAGGCCGAGUGGGCCUAUCUGUACUCGCUCGCAAAGGAGCAGCCCAACAAUGGUUCCUUUAGCUUUCUGCCCAAACCAGCAGAGAAUGGUUUUGCAAAGUGGGAGCUUGGCUCUCUACGUAUCAGCUCCAGCACUUACCCUGAAGGCAUGUGGAAUGUACAAGCCACAUGGACCGAGGAUCACGCUCUGGCCUGGCAUCUGGAGGAGAAGUUCAGGCAAAACUCAGCAGUCUGGGCCAUGGAGAAAUGUCUAGCAUGGGACCAGCUGGAAAAUCAGCUGCCCAACUUCCUCAGUGAGAUCAUAGACUGCCCCUGCACGCUAGCUCAAGCCAGAGCAGACACUGGGAGGUUUCAUACGGACUACGGCUGUGAUAUAGAGAAGGGGAGUGUGUGCACCUACCACCCUGGAGCCGUUCACUGUGUGAGGGCUAUACAAGCCAGUCCUAUGUAUGGAGCAGGACAACAGUGUUGCUAUGACAGCACCGGCGCUCAGGUCCUGACAGCAGACUCAAUUGGGGGAAGUACUCCAGACCGAGCACACGACUGGGGCUCACCUCCAUUUAAGAAACCCCCUCGGGUUCCUGGAGAGUCCCACUGGGUCUAUGACGUCCUCAGCUUCUACUACUGCUGCCUGUGGUCUGACAACUGCCACUACUACUUCAAACACCGGCCGUCCAGUGACUGCAGGCGUUACCAGCCUCCAAGCUCAGCUGUGGUGUUUGGAGAUCCCCACUUCAUAACAUUUGAUGGCGUCAGCUACUCCUUCAAUGGCUAUGGGGAAUACACUUUGGUGACCUCAGGAGAGAAACGGCUGACGGUCCAAGGCAGAACGGAGCCUGUGAACGGCACCUCAAUAAAAGCAACAAAGUUGACGUCUGUCGCCAUGAAAGAAGCACUCUCUGAUGUCAUUGAGGUGCGGCUGGCAAGCGCAAACAGCCUUGAAGUGCUGCAGAAUCAGAAAACCCUCUCCUUUAGCGAGCAGAGCUGGAUGGACCUGCACGGUGUGUUUGUGUUUUCUCCUACCUCCACAAAUGUGACCGUGAUGUUCCUCAGUGGAGCUGGGGUGGAGGUGCGACUGAGAGAGGGAACCAUGACAACCACCGUGCUCCUGCCAGAAGAGUUUCACAGCUCCACUCUGGGACUGUUGGGAAAGAUGAACGGGGACGCCAAAGACGACCUCGUUCUCAGCGACGGCCAAUUCGUGCAGAACCACAGCAAUCCAGAGGAGGUGUUCAGAUUUGGGGCAAGCUGGGCCAUCUCCAACAAGUCCGCCUUGUUCACAUAUGAUUCGGACUAUCUUUUGGACACAUAUUUCUAUGCCCCGAGACAUGACCACACCUUUGUCCCAGUGUUUUCUGUCCCUGAGAGUCCAGAUGAUCCAUUAGCCGAUCAAGCAUCAAAGAUAUGCUCUGGAGAGGGCGCUCAGUUCUGCAGGUAUGACAUCCUGGUAGGUCGUAGUGCAAGUAUGGGCAAUGCGACAAAAGAGUCUUUCCAGAGUCACAUUUCUCUUGUGGAGGAUCUAAAGCCAGUGAUAUCCUGUGGAUGGCUUUCACCACCAAGUCAUGGGAAGAAGGAAGGCACCACAUAUUUACAAGGAGCCAAGGUGAACCUUAUCUGUGAUGACGGAUACACACUCAAAGGAUCAGCGGAGCGUGUAUGCCAGCAGAAUGGCCAGUGGUCUGGGGAGGAAACAACCUGCGUGGUUCCCAUUAAUGUCGCAGGAAUUGUGGCCGGUUCAGUCGUUGGGGCUUUAGCACUGAUUUUGAUUGUAACAGCAAUCGUUCUUCACUCCAGGAAACAAAAAAGGUGA